Molecule: messenger RNA, 1081 nt
Organism: Aedes aegypti (yellow fever mosquito)
Lineage: Eukaryota; Metazoa; Arthropoda; Insecta; Diptera; Culicidae
Exons: 3
Coding region: 415-966 (183 amino acids)
Source: RefSeq, a predicted model, not a curated record
CACAAACCCUGCCUUGGUUAAAUUGUAACGUAAAAUGAAGAAGAAAAAACGUCCCACGCUCCUCAAAUCACCCACCGUAACCUUAUACCAAGAACAAUGACAAGGUUCUACAAACAACAAACACGUUGAAGUCCAGCUUUGCUUUACCUGCAGAGGUAAGUGCUCUGACUGCUUGUUGUUGUUCUUGAAACACAAACCCGUUAUAAUUCGUCUGACGAAUUAGCGUCAAGCUAGAAAAAGUAACCCUUCGACCAAGAACGUCUGCCACGUGACUAAAUCCACCAAACAAACAUCGGUAACAGUCCGGGUAGAAAUCAAACAAAACUUAUGAUACCAACGGCCAGAGGAAAAUGAUUCUAGUACACUUCCUAAACGGCGCUCAUUCCUCGUCAGAUAGUCGAACAAUCAAACGCAAUGAAGCUCAGUUUUACGGUUUUGGGAGCAGGCGUUCUUCUGGGCACGUGCCUUCUUGUGCAGUUUUCUACGGUAGAGACAGCUGCCAUAGUUGACCAAGGCAGUGCUCACUUCAAAGCUCAACAGCAAUCUUGUAGCGAUCUGUGCGGAUUCUGCCCAUCGUGCAAUGGAUUCUACUGCGGCGAGGAGUGUAUCUGCGAAUGCCAACAGGAUGCCAAUGAGCAUGCGCAAUGUAUUAACAAGAUCGUGGAAAACAGUGACAAACUCGGACUGAUGUACGACGUCCUGAUCCAGCUGCCGAGUACUGGUGGUGGAAGUCACGGUGGCAUACCCACCAGCAUUGCAACUCGUUUCUCCAGGAGUGCGGCCCCAGGAAAGCAUCACCAUGUCGUUAUGGACGCGGAUGACAUUGCCACUUUCAGGAAGGUGUUGGAGUUCAUCAAACUGCCGGCACAACUCUCCCAAAUAGGACUGCCGACGAAGUUACGACUGAAUUCGCACUCGAAUCGUCGACAGCACCACAUGGGCCCCGGCAGGAGAACUACACAUUGAGUGGGAUCGAUCGAUAGGAUAUGGUGGAACGUGGAGGAGGGAUGCGAGUGAUCGGGUAUUUAUUGUAGGAAUUUAUGAAAUUGACUGUACUUUAAGAAAUAAAAUGUGAUAAUAA